Messenger RNA from Leucoraja erinaceus (little skate), 4491 nucleotides. RefSeq names its product cyclin-dependent kinase 4 (gene cdk4). The record is from RefSeq and is a predicted model, not a curated record. Gene Ontology annotation, molecular function: ATP binding; cyclin-dependent protein serine/threonine kinase activity; cyclin binding. Lineage: Eukaryota; Metazoa; Chordata; Chondrichthyes; Rajiformes; Rajidae. The transcript has 8 exons. Gene Ontology annotation, cellular component: cytoplasm; cyclin-dependent protein kinase holoenzyme complex; nucleus. The coding region runs from base 370 to 1278 and encodes 302 amino acids. Gene Ontology annotation, biological process: regulation of G2/M transition of mitotic cell cycle; protein phosphorylation; G1/S transition of mitotic cell cycle.
AGCUGGGCAGAUCGCCGGCUGCAAUCUACCAAUAGAGGCAUGCAGAAAGGAGUCAAUCAUGGCAGCGGAAGGACAAUGCACUGUGAAUGACUUCAUGUCCUAACUUGUAAACUGGUCAUUUCAGCUGGAGUUUUUAACUUCUUAUUUAACUUAAAAAAAAUAUAUAUAUAAUAUCAAUUUUAAAUAUUUAUCUACUGCAGCUCGUCAUUGAGACUAUUAAUUGCAGACGGUCCCAGAGUCGGUGAAGGAUCAUGACUUUGUUUGGUGUUUGAUUUACUCUCUCGGAAAUCCUGGGGUCUCCAUUGAAAAUUUCGUGAGCACUGCGCAAGUCGGCCGGCCGGUCCGAGGCUGUUGAGGAGGCGCUGCGUAAUGGAGCACUGUCCCGUGACCCAGUACGAGCCCGUGGCGGAGAUCGGGGGAGGAGCCUACGGCACCGUCUACAAGGCCCGAGACUCGCGGAGCGGCAAGUUUGUGGCUCUCAAAAACGUGAGGGUUCACCGGGACGAAGAGGGCCUACCCGCCUCCACGGUCAGGGAGGUGGCUCUGCUCAAACGGCUCGGACGCUUUGACCAUCCCAACAUUGUCAGGUUGUACGACGUGUGCGCAACCACGAGGGCGGACCGAGAAGCCAAAGUCACUCUGGUGUUUGAGCACGUUGACCAGGAUCUGAAAACCUACCUGGAGAAGGCCCCGUCGCCUGGACUACCAGCCGAGACUGUGAAGGAUCUCAUGAGGCAGCUGCUGAACGGCCUGGUGUUUCUGCAUUCCCACGGCGUAGUGCACCGCGAUCUGAAGCCCGAGAACAUCCUGGUGACCAGCCGAGGCCAGGUGAAGCUGGCUGACUUUGGCCUGGCUCGCAUCUACAGCUGCCAAAUGGCACUGACUCCGGUGGUGGUGACGCUGUGGUACCGUGCCCCAGAAGUACUCCUGCAAUCUACCUAUGCCACCCCCGUCGACAUGUGGAGCACUGGCUGCAUCUUUGCUGAGAUGUUUUGCAGAAGGCCCUUGUUUUGUGGGAAAUCAGAAGUUGACCAAUUAGGAAAGAUUUUUGACAUGACAGGGCUCCCAGCAGAGGAGGACUGGCCAGAGGACGUGACCCUGCCACGAAGUGCCUUCACCAACCGGCCUCCACAGUUGGUAACGAACUUUAUACCCGAAAUCGAUGACUUGGGAGCAAGCCUGCUGCUGGAACUGCUGACAUUCAGCCCGAUGAAAAGAAUCUCUGCCUUCAAGGCCCUGGAACAUCUUUAUUUCCUCGGUCAAAGCCCGGAGGUUUAAGACGACCCAUUGCGACCUGUGGAAAGUAAACUGUAAACAGCUUUGCCUGCUUAUCCACACUGGGGUACCACAGCAGUGCGCAGCUGCCUUACGGAUGUGUGCUGCAGGAAGGGGAUUUGGGGGGGGGGGGGGGGGGGGGGGGGGACGAUGUGUGUAAGAUGAGAACAAAAUUAAGCUUUAACCAUCAGAAGAGUUUUCCAGAAUUAGCUCUGUUGAUCUGUGAAGCUGGUUUCCUUGGGCAGAAGCCAGCAGAUGGCAGUGUGGCACUGGUUUGGGGCUUGUGGUCUGUCUGUUUUGCUAUGACACCGUUUUCUUGAUGUGUCUCGGUUUGUCUGUGUGCUGGUCCUUGCCGUUGCACGAGGGCUGGGAAUUUGGUGUCAUCUCUACCUCCUUCCCCCUCCUCCCGAGAGAGAGAGAGAGAGAGAGGUAGCCCUGCACCCUUGCCCCAAAUCAUCCAACCAAAUCCCUCUAAUUGGGAGGCUGAGGCAUCUGCAAGUAAACUCCUUCAUGGCUAGAGGGAUGGGCGUUUUAAGUGUAACUCUAUACUGCCUGCCACUGGGGCUUUUUAACCCCAGGGAAGGGAAAGUAAUUAAUUUCAUCCUUGUAUCUCCACCCUUCCUUCCAGAUGCACACAACUGUAGCUGUCUGCCAGUGUAUUGAAUUUAAAAGAGCAUUGCCCCAUUUCCUUAAGAUCCUAAUGGACUAAUGUCAGGAAAAUGUCUUCUCUGGUGGCGUGUCUAUUGGCUGCGUUCAAGCAACGUGUUCACUUCUGUGACUGUCGGUUGGUGACCAGACAUAAAAAGUCCAUGACUGUUCUUGCUCUUCCCUAUUUGGUUGUUGUGUUUCUGUGGCGCCUUUCACCCCACUUCGGGAUGCACUUGCCACGAUCUGUGCAUGUGAGACGUCCAGAGUUGUUGCUCUAGAAAAGGCAAGCUUCCACAAGCAGCCAUCAGUUAAUGACCAGAUCAUUUGUUUCUUUCCAUGUCAAAGUUAAUCCCACCCAGCUCUUCAGAAUAAUGUCUGGGCAUUUUAAUUGGCCUGACAGCAACCUUAAUUUUGGUGAGAGGGAGGUUAGUUAUGCAAUGCAGGCUGGAGUAACUCGCAGCAAGUCAGGCAGCAUCUGCGGAGAACCUGGAUAGGUGCCAUUUCGGGUCAGGACUCUUCUUCAGACUGAUUCAAGGGGAGGGGAAAAAAGAAAAAGCUGGGAGAGAGGAGAGGCAGGACGAAGUGUGGCAGGUGAUAGGCAGAUGGUUGGAACUAAGGCCAAAGAUUAAAAGGUGUCUGCCUAUCCAAACCCUCUCUCGCCCUUGUACUCAACACCUGUUAGGCUUUCUCCUGCCUCUUCUCUCUUCCAGCCUUCUAAUCACCCCCCCCCCCCCCCCCCCAUACAAUCAGUCUGAAGAAGGAUCCCAAUCCGAAACUUCACCUAUCCAUGUUCUCCACAGAUGCUGUCUGACCUGCUGAGUUAUUCCAGCAUUGUGUCUUUAUUUGUAAACCAGCAUCUGUCGUUCCUUGUUUCCACUUCUAAUCUUGGAUGUGGAGAAGCAGUUGGGAUGCAUCAGCUCAAGAUUUUGACCAAUAUUUAUCUCUCCCUAAAAACCAAGUCAAGUUAGCUGGCUGCUGUGGCCAAACUGGCAGCUCCUGCACCACAAACUGCCAAAUAAAGCAAUCAUUGGCUGUAACGCAUUCAGCACGCUCUGAAAGGGAUGUAAAAGAUGCUACAGGAAUGCUAGCUUGCCUUACUGUGUACCAAUUCCCUCGCAAUGUUUAAUGGCGGAGUUGAUCUGCUGCCACAGACCAAUCGCCUCGUGAUGUGAAGUCAGUUCUUUCUCGGCCGCUGUGAAACUGCCACUUGUGAACCUGACAACUCCUGAUUGUUCCCACUUAAAACUAUGGACUUUUUUUUUAAUGGCAUCAAAUUGUCUGUUGUCUCUGGCAAAGAAAUCUCCAAAGUUUCACUUUCCCACCGCUUCAGGGAUAGAUUACUGCAUCUGAUGGGUUUUGAAUUUAUCUAGAUUAAACUGGGAAUGGUGUUAAACCUCAGCUGCAGUACAAAUUGCCCCACCUUGUGUUGGUGCAGUGCAAUGAUUGAGACAGCACUUCAUUUUGACUUGUGAAAAUGACCUGAAAUUUAUUGUUGAUCCUUUUGGGCAGAGGCAGUCUGGCUCUGCUGCGUGUGAACCAUUUUUAAUAUGUAUAACUUGCUGCUAAAGCUUGCUGCUACACCUGAUCAGAAAUUGUUAUCUCUUGCUAUCGGGCAGCGACAGGGCAUGUCACUUCAUUCUGUCACGGCAAUUUAGAAUAUGUUUGUUGUCUUUUUAUGUAGUGCAUUGAUUCUGUGUUCUAGCUUAAACUAAUCCGGCUGCCCAAUAGUACUAGCGUUUGAUCUUAUGAGAGCCAGGAACUUGUGUCGGAGAGCAAAAAUCUGUUAACAGGAAAGUCUGGUUAAUGUCCCAUCAGCUUUGGAUAGUGGAUUAUGUUCUCAGAUGAUAACCAGUUAGUGCAUCCUGGUCACCUGGCAUGGUUUCAACAAAGGCUGCUCCACGUCUGCUAUUGUUGAUUCUUCAUUUUGUACCUAUUGAUUGGCAUGCAGCUCUGUGAACUAUACAUCCAACACGAGAUGUAACUUUUUAAACCACGAUUGUGUUUGACUAGUAAUGGCUUGUAGUAAGUAGCAAGAGGUCUUGAUUGUUCCCUUCAAUUGAAGCUGUUAAAGGCCUGUCCCACUUGGCCGUCAUCGGCGCGUAAAUUACGCGACAUCGUAUACACGUCACGACGUGACAUGCACGCAUGGUGCGCGAUGACAUAGGCAGACGCUGCAGGAUUUUGUGAUGUAGCGCAAAUGACGGCCAAGUGGGACAGGCCCUUUAAUCACUACCUGUAGAACAAUGGCAUGGCUAAGGACACUGCCACUCAUUUUAAUCAAACUGGUUGCUUACUUGAGAUCUUUAAUGGCACCCCCUCCCCUCCAAAAAUAAAGAUACAAGGCCAGAGUAGUGGUUUCACAGCGAAGUAGAAGGUUCUCGGAGGUUCUCGUAGGUUGUAGCCGGUGUUGACCAGUGGAUUUCAUUGGCUCUUUGGGAAUGAAAAGGUAUGUAGUAGUUUUCAGAACCAAGGAUAACCGACCGGUAAUGUUAAAUGUCCGCUGAGUUUCACAGACGUGUAUCUCUAGCUUCUUAAAAGUUGUCUCCACUCCUUCCCUCCCCCCCCCCC